UUCCAGAGCAACAACCGCUGACAGCUGUGCCAUUAUAAAUACAGAGACUGUCUCCAGAGCGACAGUCUUAAGAAGACAAACGUCUGACCCUGCAGAAGCUCACCAGACAUCUCACCAGCAGGCAUCAUGAGCAGAUCUACAGACUGGGUUCCUUCCCUGUGGGUGGACACAUUUGAAGAAUUGCUGAACGAGGACAACGAGCUGGACUAUGGAGACCAGUGGACUCUGAACUUUAACUACAACCAGACAGCUAAAGUCACUAAGGAGGAGAGGAAGAGGGGCUGGAAGGUCUACAGCCACUGUGCAUAUGCAAACUUCCAGUGUGGAUCAUGCAGUAAGACCUGGCCUUCAGCACGGGUGGUGGUGUUGUUCCGCUACCGGCUGCGAGGCGAGAGGGGGACAGUGAUCAUGCGACCCUUUGGACAGGCCUGUCGCAGCUGCCAAGACGAUGAGUUUUACCUCCCUGGUUUUGCCCAGAAAGAGGUGGAGCACGCCCUCCUCAGGCUGUUCAGCAAAGUCAGGAAGAAUUGCUACAACGAUGAGGAUGACCACGACGAUAAAGGCUCGUCAACAUGCUCCACCAAGAAGUACACCAAACCGCACGAGGCUUCCCUGUGUCAGGCCUGCAUCAUGGGCAUUUGCUGUCAGGAUGAGGACUAAAAGUGUUUGUGUGUGUGUGUGAAUGUAUGUGUUUGCAGGAGGGACUGACAGUGAAAGGUUGUGUGCUGGUUGGCAGCCUGCACAUGUUCUUUGUUGCCAAUACUUUGUAGUUCAUUCAUAGUGCCAUUAAGGUGUGUACGUAAAUUGUUACACCAUCAGGACCAAUGAUAAGAUUGUUCAGGAAAAUCUUUUAAUUUUGUACUGUUUUUAUAUUUUUGUUGAUAUUAAUAAAGUCUUAAGGCUCUUUACUUGA
This is a messenger RNA of Acanthopagrus latus (yellowfin seabream), 913 nucleotides long. Its product is annotated as receptor-transporting protein 3-like. The transcript has 3 exons. Bases 127 to 660 code for a protein of 177 amino acids. The record is from RefSeq and is a predicted model, not a curated record. Gene Ontology annotation, molecular function: olfactory receptor binding. Gene Ontology annotation, biological process: protein insertion into membrane; protein targeting to membrane. Lineage: Eukaryota; Metazoa; Chordata; Actinopteri; Spariformes; Sparidae.